Molecule: messenger RNA, 4077 nt
Organism: Parasteatoda tepidariorum (common house spider)
Lineage: Eukaryota; Metazoa; Arthropoda; Arachnida; Araneae; Theridiidae
Cellular component (GO): nucleus
Source: RefSeq, a predicted model, not a curated record
UAGAUGCGAUCGAUUUUCAUUCGCUGAUUUAACUCAUUUAUGUUAAGAGUACUUGUGGUAAGAAGAAGCAGUUGUUGCUGUGCAGAGUGACUUUUCUUGAGGUGUAAUCUUUCGUUGGGUCACAUACGUUUUUUAGCAUUGUUUUUGCAUAUUUUACUAUAAGUAUAAAAUAAUUGCAUCAUCUAUUAUAUUCUAUAGUAAAAUUGGAAUUUGAAAAUAUUUUAUUGAGGGUCUUUUAGUGAUAUUUUAUGAUUUACAUCAAGCGUCAUAUCAAAAUGAAUGGUGACAUAUUUCAAAAUCAUGAUUCAACUAAGUGGAUUAACAGUGCUGAGGAUACUUGCAAAAAUCAACAGACCAACCAAUUUCUGAUGUUCUGUGAUGUGAUUUUAAAAUAUGAAAAGUAUAAAUUACCAGCUGAUGAGAUGAAUGACAGUGCCUAUUCUCCUAGUGGUUCAGAUGGGACUAAUGAUAGUUUCUCAAAUGAAAGCAACAGCAGUUUUAAUAGUGGCAAUCUAUCUAGUGAUGACAUGAAAAGUGAAACAGUUGGACAUGAGGAUGAUUCGUGGGACCUUAUCACUUGCCCUUGUAUGAAGCCUUUUGCUGGUCGUCCAAUGAUUGAAUGUUCCAUUUGUCAAAAUUGGCUUCACAUGUCUUGUGCCAAAGUUAGAAAAAACAACAUACCUGACGACUUCAUCUGUUCACUAUGCAGAGAAACCAAAAGCAACAAACGGCGAUCUGAAAGAAUAAAGAGUGACGACAGGGGUUUUGCAAUCUUGCGCUGAAGAUUUGUGUUUUCUGUAAAUAAACAUUUUAGUCAGUUUAUUUCACUUUAUUUUCAAAGCUGCCAUUAAAAUUUUAUACAAAGUUUAUUUGUAUAAAAACAUUUGUACUUAUAAUUUGGAGAGUGACAUGUACAUUCACUUGUACUAAAAUAUAAAAGUGUAGAUAUGCAUAUAAAUGUAUAGAAGUGUAUGUCACCUUCAUUGUUUUAAAAUGUAUGUUUAUUAUGUGAUUGGUUAAGUUACUUGAAAUAUGUUAUGUUUUUAAAGUCUUUCUUAACUGAUUAUUUGGUAGCAAAUAAAUUUUAAUAGAUUUGUUUCUCGAGAUUUGAGGCUGUCAUAUUUCUUUUAUUUUAAGGUUGUGAAAAAAAAUAAAUCUGGUUUAAUCUUGCUGGUCAUGACCUUGUAUUGAUAAUUAACUGGAUUUGUUUAUGAUGAAACUUUCACCAGUGAAGUAUGAGUAAAUGUUUACUCAAAGGUUGCUUAAGUUUUUAAUAGUGGUUAUUUAGUAUGAUUUUACUUGUUUCAAUUCUAAUUAUUAGUUUGUCAAAGAGAAUUUAUCUACAAUACACAAUAUUGUGUGUUCAGUCAUAACAAAGUUUUGAAAUGUUUAACCUUUAGCUUAUGUAUGGUACAAUGAGUGAACCAGAAUAAGAUUUCGACAUGCAGAAGGUUAAUUCUGAAAAUUUAAAUUUUUCUCAAUAUGAACUCAGUAAUAAUAAUAUUUGUAAGAUAGCUAAUUUAAUUUUAAAAUUUAUUUGUUUUUAAAAUUGUAAAAUUUUUAAACUACUUAAAGUAUUGGGUAGUUUUAAUUCACAUUUUCUAAUUGAGUCUGCGUGACAGCCUCUGUUAGUUUAUGUUGAUUUUCAUAAACUUUAAAAACAAUAAAUUCUUUUUUAUAUAACUCUCCCGGUUCAUAUAAAUAUGUAUAAAAUAAGUGAUUUUCAAAAAUUUUAUUUCACCUGUUUAGUUUUGCAAAUAUAUUUGUUUAUAUUGUACAUAUGUAUAUUGGAUAUCUGGAAAGUUUAACUAUCAAAGUUACUUGCUGCCAUUUUAAAUGUGGAUAUAUCAGCUACUUUUCAAAUUUUAGGGUGCUAAUUAUGUCAAAAGUGUAACAAUAAAAAAAGAAAUUACAUUGCUUUGAUAACAUUUCUUAUAUGCGUUGUUGAUGCUAUUUCCUAAAACUAAAUUUUCAAGCCUUCAUUUUGUACCUAUUGAUAAAAUUUUGUUCAAAGAUGUUUUUAGCUUUAUCUUUGGUUGAGUUAAAAAUCUACAGCAAUAACUAUAAUUUUGUUCUUUGAAAGACUUGUUCAAUUUUGUUUUAAAUUUUGAAGAGAACUUUUCAUUUCAUGAUAUUGUGAAUAUUUUUGAAAGCGAAAUAAAUCAAUUUGGAAAUAAAAUGUCAUUAUUUAUCUUAAUACUCAUUGUUGCAUUUUUAGAUUUCAUCAAAUUAGUGUUAAAAACAUCACCCAAAUUUAUCUUUCCAAUAUUGUUUAAAUUAAUUCAAACAAUGAUCCUUAAGACCCUCUUAUCACUUUCCAUAUGGACUUAUUCCACUUUCAGAAAUAAUGCACUGUUGCCCAUUUUAAUAAUGGUUAAUUAAGGUACAUGAUCUUUAAUUAUAACAAUCUGGCCUAACUGUGAUUUAUUGAUUUUAACUCGAACUUAACAUGUGAGGACAGAUCUUGCAAAGAAGCUGCAGUCAAAUGUAUGUUUUUUCAAUGCAACAUUAUUUUAUGUAUGUCUUUCACGAAGUGUUGAUUACUGCCCAUAUUUUCUGCAAGCAUUAUGUAACUUUUUAUUCACAAAGGCUUAUCACUGGGUGCAUAUGUAUUUAGAUUUUGCAUAACAAAAUUUAGCUUUGAGAUGUUAAAUACGAUUUCCAUAGAAUUCCAAUCCUAUUGUUAUCAAAAUUGAAUACAAAAAUUAUAAAGUAUGUGAUUGUUAUAUCUAUAUGAUCUAUUGUACUUGGAAAAUGUUAACAAUGUUGAUGAUGAAAAUGUUAAUUUUAACAGAAAAAAUUAAUUGGAAUACUAUGUGCAUUUGAUGUUGAUCCUUACUUGUUUAUGUGUGUGAAGACAUAAAAACCACCAUAAAUGUUUAUUCUGGCUGAGUGUUAAUCCAAAGAUCCAGUUUGACUGAUAAUAUUCAGUAUGCCUUUAACCAAUUUAGCAAGGAGUUUUAUUUUAGAAGACUAGUGCAGGGAAUUAAAAUUGAGCAAUGACUUGCGUGCAUUUCGAACUCGGGACUAGAAGCCCUCUUAUAAAUAUUAAGAAAAAUCUGGUAAAGAUUGCAUUAUUUAUUUUAAAAAAUUUUUUGGUUCAUCUCUAAAGAGAUUUCCAUAAAAAUAUUCUCAAAAAUAUAUUUGUGAAAAUUAUUUCCAAAAAAUAGGAUGCAAUACUGGUCGAAAGCGGGGACUUUUUGGAACGAAGAGCCAGUAUUGGACCAGCUUGUUUAUGCAGUUUCUCUGCAAAUAAACGCACAUUAUCCAGCUAACAUAUGUGACUGGUUUCGGACUGUGAGGUCUCCCACCCCCUGCAAUGUAGCUGUUCUGUCAAUAAAAGGAAGCAUACAUCCAAAUAAUAUUCUUUUUGUAAUUAGGUGCAAUAGCGAUUUUGUUCAACAUGUAUACACCUGAUCUCAGACUCAUUAAAUUGGUUAAGGGUCCUCUUCAGGAAAAGGAGAUUCUGUUUCCUUGUUAAUUUAUAAAAAGUUGUACAAGUGCACUAUCCUUAUUUAUCAAGUAACUAAUGUUUUUAAAUGUUUCUUUUUAUGCUUUAUUUAUCGAUUUCCUUAAUUAUUUCUGAUCAGAUUUUAAAGUUGAGAAUCUUUUUUUUUUUUCCUUCUCUGUUAUUAAUAGCUUUAAAUGUUUGGAUUUUGGACAUAGACUCUUCAUAAAGAAAUUUUAUGAAAAGUUUUUUAACCUUAAAAUUUGAAAACCAGAUUCAAUCUACCACAUUUUUGGGUAAAAAUAAAUUAAUUUUAAUUAGUUACUUAAUAAAUAGUGAUUAUUUGUUAACAUCUAUUAACCUGGAAGUAGAAGCCCCUUCCUGCUUAAAAGGAUUGAACUAAAAGGAAAAUAUGGAUUUGCAUACAUAAUAUCAAUAUUCUAUUUCUAAUUUUAACUUUUUGUUCAAAAUGGUAUUGUUUUUACAAAGAGAAUGUAUUUGAUUUUUAAGGAUUGACAUUGUUAUUGCUUUGCUGUAAAUAUAUUUUGUCAUUUUCAUGUACGUUAUGUUGUGAGUGAAUCAUUGAAUGAUGCUGUAUUUCUUGCAAUAUUAAAUGUUACUGUAAAAUA